AUGCCUUCCGCCCUCCUGGGACAUGCCCCUCCAAUGGCCAGCGCAAAGGAUGUCGUGCUGGCCAGAGCAGACAAAAAGAACCCGCCCUUGUGCCCAACCGAUGACGACGACACCGUAGCCCUGAGGAAGAAGACUCGAAGCUUUGAUUAUUUAUGGCGCUCAGGCGUUGCUGGCGGUCUUGCUGGGUGUGCCGCCAAAACCGUCGUUGCACCUCUCGAUCGAGUGAAGAUCCUGUUCCAGGCGAGCAGUCCUCAGUUCGCUAAAUACACUGGCUCAUGGUUCGGCGUCGUGACCGCCAUGCGAGAUAUCCACCAUCAAGAUGGUGUCACAGGCCUCUUCCGCGGGCACUCGGCUACUCUUCUUCGAAUCUUUCCUUACGCCGGCAUCAAGUUCCUCGCCUACGAGCAGAUUCGCUCUGUCGUUAUCCGUAACCGCGACCAGGAGACGCCUUGGCGCCGCCUCAUCAGCGGCUCCAUGGCUGGCGUCACGUCCGUCUUCUUCACAUAUCCCCUCGAGGUCAUCCGAGUCCGCCUCGCAUUUGAGACAAAACACAGUCAUUCCAGCCUCACCUCCAUCUGCCGACGUAUAUACUCUGAAAAUUUCUCCUCGAAACCAUCGCUCGCGACAGCCACGACAGCCACUACAGCCUCCGGUAUCGCGGCGACACCUUCAGCUGCCGCGGCCGCACUCACGCCUCGCUCUGGCCUCGCCAACUUCUACCGAGGCUUUACCCCUACCCUGCUGGGUAUGCUACCCUACGCCGGCAUCCGGGAGAAUUAUCCCUCCGGCAAGCCCGCGCCUCUCCGCUCAUGGGCAGAGCUUCUUGCCGGCGGUGUCGCUGGCCUCGUCUCGCAGACUGCGUCUUACCCGCUCGAGGUCAUCCGUCGGCGGAUGCAGGUCGGCGGCGCCGUCGGCGACGGCCACCCCAUGCGCAUAGGCGAGACGGCGGCCCUCAUUUUCCGGGAACGUGGUGUGCCAGGUUUCUUCAUCGGUUUGACGAUUGGCUAUGUCAAGGUGGUCCCUCUCGCGGCAGUCAGCUUCUACACGUAUGAACGUGUCAAGGGGUGGUUCGGCAUUCUCUAG
Messenger RNA from Verticillium alfalfae VaMs.102, 1083 nucleotides. Its product is annotated as mitochondrial carrier protein LEU5. Gene Ontology annotation, biological process: transmembrane transport. Lineage: Eukaryota; Fungi; Ascomycota; Sordariomycetes; Glomerellales; Plectosphaerellaceae. The transcript has 3 exons. Gene Ontology annotation, cellular component: mitochondrial inner membrane. The record is from RefSeq and is a predicted model, not a curated record. The coding region runs from base 1 to 1083 and encodes 360 amino acids.